Hypoxylon fragiforme is the source of this 2459-nucleotide messenger RNA. Its product is annotated as cation efflux family-domain-containing protein. Gene Ontology annotation, cellular component: membrane. Gene Ontology annotation, biological process: monoatomic cation transport; transmembrane transport. The transcript has 2 exons. The record is from RefSeq and is a predicted model, not a curated record. NCBI's taxonomy places the organism in Eukaryota, Fungi, Ascomycota, Sordariomycetes, Xylariales, Hypoxylaceae. Gene Ontology annotation, molecular function: monoatomic cation transmembrane transporter activity. Bases 266 to 1798 code for a protein of 510 amino acids.
AAAAAAACAAAAAAAAAAAACUACUAACUACAACAUCUACAACAUGCGACAUGCGACAUUCAUGUUAAUUACACCUUUUUUUCUUCUUCGUCUAACUUGAUGGUUUUGGGGGGGUUUUAUUUACGCGCGUCUCAUUGCCCAACAUAGUCGCACUCCGGCACCCCUCCCCUUGCAUUCUUUAUUUAUUCUUUUUACAUUACCUCAUCUUACCAUUUGGAGCAAGUUGUACCCAAAGUUGUACCCAUAAGUUCCAUAACCCAUACAGAUGUUGUUUCCACAAACUCGACUAGGCUGGGGCCGAGGUGGCCUGCGCCUGGCUGUGACAGCUAGUAGCGCAAAGCUUACGCCUACACUCCCUACAGUGACUACUACAGUCCCUACACUCGGUAGCACAGGCGCAGGCGCAGUCUCAGGCUCAGGUCUGAUUACCCGUCGGAAGCAACAAUAUAGUAUGCCUAAUUGGACACGGUUACAAUACUUAACACCACAACCUCAACGUCGCCUUUUUCAAUCUUCUUGUUAUUCAAGUCAUUCUCUUUCACAUAACCAAUUGUUUCCCGUGCACCAUUCAAAUUUUCACAUUCCUCUUAUAUCUUCUGUUUCCACCGAUCGUCGAUUCUGUCGUAUUCUACCCAUCAUGGCAACUCUUACACAAACGCGUAGCCAUAGUGGACAUAAGCAUGGCCAUGGUCAUCACCACGACAAUGUCUAUCUCACCUCCCAGAACAAGAACGACGCCGGUGUUCGUAUUACCCGCAUUGGCCUAUUUUCCAAUCUCGGCAUGGCAAUCGCGAAAGGCAUUGGUGGUUAUCUAUUCAAUUCGAAAGCAAUGGUGGCCGAUGCCAUUCACAGUCUAACAGAUCUUGCAUCUGACAUACUGACAUUGGCUACCAUUUCCUGGAGUCUUAAGCCACCAUCCGACAAGUUUCCCACUGGCUUCGGAAAGAUCGAAAGCUUAGGAUCCUUGGGUGUUUCGAGCAUGCUUCUUUUUGGUGGCCUUUGGAUGGGCUAUGGGAGUCUUUUGACCCUCUACGGCCAUUUCCUCCUAGAUCCCACCUCUGCGGCAGAUUUGAUGGCACACGCGCAUAGCCAUGGACAUGACCAUGGCGCUGAUGGAGUUCCCAGUAUACACGCUGCAUGGUUAGCUGCUGGUACCGUCGCCAUCAAGGAAUGGCUGUACCAUGCAACUAUGAAAGUCGCUCGUGACCGCAAGUCCUCUGUACUUGCUUCAAAUGCGAUCCACCAUCGAGUCGAUAGUCUCACCGGAAUCGUGACCCUAGCAGCCAUCUUGGGUGCCAAUCUUGUGGAAAAUGCAGCAUGGUUAGAUCCUGUCGGUGGUCUACUCAUAUCGUUGAUGGUAGUAAAAGCUGGUGCCGAGAAUACUGUUUCCGCACUCUUCGAGCUAGCAGACCGAAGCAUCGACGACGAAGUCAAGCUUUCAAUCAAGAAGCAUACACAGAAGGUCUUUACCGACAUUGUAGAUGGGCAUGAGGUAGAGCUCCGCGACGUCACAGGUGUCAAGUCAGGCCAGAACUAUCUCGUCGACUUGGAGGUGGCUGUUCCCAAUGCCUGGACCGUGGAGGAGACCAGCAACGCCGAAGAAAGAAUCCGAACUCAGGUCGGUAACAAGGUCCGUGGCGUUCGUAGAGUGCGCGUCCGUUUCCUACCGAAGAACAUUUCUGUUUCCAAAUUUGACGAAUUCAUUCCGGCAAGCGUUAGUCCUCGCUCAAGUCCCGAGCCUGAGGAAGAACACAACCAUAACGGCAAUGGAAACGGAAAUCAGCACAAGUCGAAGUAGUGAAGGAUGGAAGGAUGAUGAGAAAUACGUUUUCUGGCGUUAGGGCGUUAGCUUGAACUGGGCACCUUGGACGGUUUGCCCAGGAUUGAUACCAAAAUGGCGAUUGUAACUUUGAACGAAGAAGGGUGCUCUCUUGAUAGAGCUUGGAUGUACCAUGGCUUGUCAUGUCAUGCCAUGCCAUGCCAUUACAUUGCAUUUGCAUUUUCUGGACGGUUGGCAUGCGGAAGAAUCUUGCACUUUGACCCUUGUUUACGGGUGGCACUUUAUAUGAAUGGAGUUGCAUGGCAAAUGCGGAGAAGAGACUGGAGGAUAAUGUAAGAAUAGGGGCUUCCUUCUCUAAUUGGCAACGGCGAAGGCUUUGAGGAGGUAGAUGUUGUCGAUGACCAAGCACUUCUAAGUUCUGGUUGCCACUGAAGUAUCCAGCAGUCCUGAUGGAUGAUAAUUCGAGCAAUGCAGAUAUUUUCUGGAAGCACCCCUACAGUAUAUAUCUACAUAUACAUGUAAAUGUCGUGCGACUUCGGAGGUGAUUCAUUCGAUACAUACAUAUGUAGAUACUCCAUGUAUGUAACUGUAGUACAUACACUGUAGUACAUACAAGGGUCUAUCACUUUCCAUAAUUAGAGCUCAUGGCGUUUUAGCCUAAAUUGAUAUUUGCCCCGCC